UUGCGGCAAAAGAACUGUUCGGAAGCCUUUGAGUCACUCCAGAAGCGAACGCGCAUUCAAUUGGAGGAUCAGUUGCUGACACGACUCCAUCAGCAUCUGGUCAUUGAUGGCGAUUACGAUUCGGUCGAAGAACUGCUCGAAGAGGUCUGUGAGAAGCGUCUGUUCGACGCAUACAUCAGACGACAGGACUAUCGGCCCGUUUGGCGCCGACUAAUACCGGGCGCUAAGAGUGUGCGGCCGGGGAUGAGAGGCGGCCAUCAGAUGUGCAUCGAUUCACUUUCGCAACUCAUAUAUCUGUUUGGCGGAUGGGAUGGCACUCAAGACUUGGCUGAUCUCUGGUCGUAUGAUAUUGCGGGUCACGAGUGGACCCGUAUCUCAAAGGACACGUUCAUAGAGGGCGGACCGUCCGCUCGUUCCUGUCAUAAGAUGUGUUUGGAUCCGAUCCGGAAGAAGAUCUACACAUUAGGCCGUUAUCUUGAUUCCAGCAUUAGAUCCAUCGAUAAUCUUAAGAGCGAUUUUUAUAUAUACGAUAUUCAAACAAAUCGGUGGACACUUGUCUGCGCGGACACGGCAUCGAUGGGCGGACCGGCGCUGGUCUUUGACCACCAAAUGUGUAUGGAUUUGGAGAAGAAUUCGAUUUAUGUGUUCGGCGGUCGAGUGCUCUCGUGCUCAUCGGAUGAACGAAUGGCCGCCAAUUGUCCCGAACAGCCCCUCUUCAGCGGUCUCUAUCAAUACGACGCAAACACCGGUCAGUGGCGUAAACUAAGGGACGACUGUUCGGCGGCGGCGGGAGUGCUCACUGGCGGCCAGCGGGAGAUAAAGUCACGAAUUGGCCAUUCAAUGCUUUUUCACCAGAAGUUGCGUCUGUUAUAUGUAUUCGCUGGUCAGCGGCAGAAGGAAUACCUGAGCGACUUCUUCACGUAUAACGUGGACACC
Molecule: messenger RNA, 936 nt
Organism: Medioppia subpectinata
Lineage: Eukaryota; Metazoa; Arthropoda; Arachnida; Sarcoptiformes; Oppiidae
Source: the annotation of a GenBank genome assembly